This is a messenger RNA of Sordaria macrospora k-hell, 600 nucleotides long. RefSeq lists its product as uncharacterized. NCBI's taxonomy places the organism in Eukaryota, Fungi, Ascomycota, Sordariomycetes, Sordariales, Sordariaceae. The record is from RefSeq and is a predicted model, not a curated record.
AUGACAGGCCACUUCCAAUCAUCAGGCCGCGGCGGCGCCGGCAACAUAGUAGACAGCUCCAAGUCCCCUCGCAUCCAGCCCGAAGACCUGCAAACGCCAACCCUCAAGACGGCCAUGGUGACGACUGGCCGCGGCGGAACCGGUAACAUGGCGAAGAACUCGGAUCCCGUUGAGACAAGGAAGAGGCAAGAUGUUGAGCCUGUCGUCCGCCGCGACUCCUUCGGCGCCACGCAUAUCGGCCGUGGCGGCACAGGCAACGUAUUCACGGCCGAAGACGCACAAGCCGCCCGCGAAGCCCGAAAGAACGGGAACUCUGCAGUCGAAAAGGAAGACGAGAACCACCUGCACUUGCACAACCUGCUGCACCCGUCGAGAACACAUAAUGGCCAUCACGGCAGUGGAAGUAAUCACCACAAGGAAAAUAAGGUGAAUAAGGACACUGCUGUCGCCGAAAGACAAGGUCAUAAGAAGGGCGAGAAGAGCGAGUCCGACCUCGGGUGGGCCGAGAAGGGCAAGAAUUUCUUGUUUGGGAAGAAGGACAAGACUAAUGAGAAGACUGAGCGCAGCUCGGAGAGGAAGAGUGGGAAUAGCUCGUCGUAG